AUGACGGUGGUGAAGGCGGCCCUGCACCCGGUCGCUCGGCGCUUCUCUGGGGACGAGAAGAGGCCGCCGAGCGACGAUGCGAAGCCCACGGUGGGAUUCGGGGCGCACGAUGAGAUUGGAGUGGAGACUUUAGACAAGCGGCGGCGGCAGCGCCCCGAGCCGUAUCGGAAACGAUUGUGCGUCAAGCUCUCCAUGUCGUACGUGUGGAUCUCCGUCGUGGUGGUGGUCGCCCUGGCGCAGUGCUUCCAGGACAGUUUGAACUACUGGGUGUGGCAGGGGAGUUUGGCGGGGGCCUGGGAUGCGUCCACAGGUCGCUCGGCAAUGGCCGUUUGUUUCGCGCUCUUCCUCAUCGCGGACAGCGCCAUCAACGCCGUCCUCGCGUCAGACUACGUAGUGCUGCACAACGCCUUCACGCUCAUCAUGGACGCGGUCGGGACAGCGGGGCCGGUCAUCAAUCUCCUCUGGCAGCGGCUCGUGCUGGACCGACACCCGUACCACGACACGCAUCAGCCGGUGAACGAGGUGGCAUACGUCCACGCCACCUACGCAGUGGGCGUCGCGGUGCUCGGAAUUCUGAUACAGCCCCUCGCGCUCCAGAAGGUCCUGACGUGCCUGUGGCGGUAUCGCGUCCUGACGGACGCGCGGAGCACGGACCCGGCGCGGCAGCUGCGCGCGCGGACCGCCGCGCGCAUCCGCCAGCUAGUCUUGGCCAUCGCGGGCCUGAGUACCUUCGUCAUGGCUCUCACGAGCUGGCUCUACUCCCUCCAGAGCUUCCUCAUCUACGACCGGCGCAUGGAGUCGUUCGUGCGCCACGUCGCGGCCGUCGGCGGGGUCAGCCGCAGGGCCACCGCGGCGCUCGUCCGCAGCGCCCACGAGCACUCCUGGCAGUUCGGGGCCGCGAAUCUCCUGUACGUCACCACCAGCAAGUACCAAGAGGCCUACGCGGCGAACGCGACGACGCCCGUCUCGCCCGUCGAGUUCCAGCACCCGGACGGCACCGUCGUCGGCUUCGACCGCCUGCUCGAGGCCCGCGCGCUCGUCAUGUGGACCGGGCUGCGCAAGAUCGUCCUGGUGACCUUCUCCGUGCUGCUCGUGUCGGCGCUCUUCACCAUCACGGACAUGCUGAUCCUCACGCCGCUCGCGAAGCAGUUCGCGGAGGUCGCGGACAUCGCCGCGCAGCUCGACGAGGAGGGGGAGAUUCAGUUUGUUCCGGAGGGCGUCAACGUCGGCAACGAGGACGUGGGGCUCGACGAGGCGCUGCGGCGGAUGUGCAACUCCGUGCGGCGCGUCGCGAAGUCCACGCUGAAGGGCGCGGGCGUCCUGACGCGCGUGGCGCGCGAGGGCGGCACGGGGGGGUUUACCGGCCUCGGGCUGGGGGAGUGGGAGGAGCUGUACGGGCGGCGUCCGCUCGGGCGCCGCCGGGCGUCGAGCUCCGGCCGCCGCUCGAACGACUCGAUGCGCUCGCCGUCCGCGUCCGGACAGAGCCGCAUCAACCAGUCGUACAGCGAGCUAUGCAACGACGCCAUGGGGUCGGGCAUCAGCGACGCCGCCGCGACGGUGCGUGCCGAGGAGGCCGCGUCCGGGCUGCAGCCCGAGCUCAUGGGCACGCCGGAGUGGAACGUCCUGGACGUGCCGUACGACGCGCUGCCGCGCGCGGUGCUGAUGAUGUUCCGGCGCCUCGGACUGGUGUGUCAGGAGCCCUCGCGGGACGGCACGGCGCCGGUGAAGGCCGACAGCAACCUGGCGAGCGCGCCGAGCACGGACAGCGCGCGCUCGGACGGGAUGGCGGCGGACCCCCCGGUGACGCACAGCUUCCUGACGCCGGUGUCGCCGCGCAACAAGAAGAAGUCCAAGCUGCCGGACGAGGCGACGGUGCUGGCGCUCGUGUCGGCGCUCGCGAAGCAGUACGACGACAACCCGUACCACAACUGGUACCACGCCAUCGACGUCUGCCACUCGUGCUUCCAGCUCCUCCUUGAUUACGAAAGGGAGCCAGGUCCACCGGGCAGCGGGUGGAGCAAGCUGGACAAGUUGUGCGUGCUGGUGGCGGCGCUGGCGCACGACCUGGGCCACCUGGGCCUCACGAACGACUUUCUGAUCAACACGGGCCACCCGCUCGCGGUGACGUACAACGACGUGAGCCCGCAGGAGAACGGGCACUGCGCGCGUCUCUUCCGCACCCUGGCCGACACCCCGGAGACGGACGUGUUCAGCAAAUACAGCGCCGAGGACCGCGCGUUCGCCCGCGGGACCAUCAUCGCGCUCAUCCACGGCACCGACAUGAAGCACCACUUCGAGAUGGUCAGCGAGCUCGAGCGGCUCGCGGAGCGCCUGGAGGAGCACAACGAGAUCGGCGUCCUGCCAUCGGACCGCGCCGCGCGCACACUGCUGCUCAAGGCGACCCUGCACGCCGCCGACGUGGCGCACCUGAUCCGCGGCAAGCGCUGCAUCCUGCUCUGGACGCCGCGGAUCAUCACCGAGUUCUUCGUGCAGGGCGACAAGGAGCGCCUCAUGGGGCGCACGCCUGCCGCCGUGAUGGACCGCACCCGCGAGUACGUUCCGCACGGCCAGCUCGGGUUCCUCGACGCGGUCAUCCGGCCGUUCUACACCACCUUCGUCCGCGUCGCGCCCUGGCACGAGUGGAUCAUUCCCGGUCUGAAGUCUGCGUUCCGGCUGUGGCUCUCGAUCAUCCGCGAGCACCAGGCGAUGAUGCGCACCAACCGCAGCGAGUCCCGCCGCAGCUCGCUGUCGAACCGCCCCUCGAUCGAGCGGCACGACGGCAUGGCCGAGACGGUCUUCCGCAAGCAGGCCAUCGCCGUCACCGAGGUGCCCCCGCGCCUGCGCAACAUCGCGGCGCAGUACUCGAUCCACUGCCCCAAGUUUGCCGAACACGCGGCCUGGGAGUCCGUCGCGCAGCCGCUUCCGGCCGAGGACCUCGGGCUCGCACAGAUCGUGUGGGACGCGUUCCGCGACUCGUCGUCGUCGCUGAAGAGCUCGCUCAAGUCGGCUUCGAACCGGUCGGAGCUCGAGACGCGCGCGACCAUGGACGUCAUUACGGAGAAGCGAAAGCGGCAGUACUCGAUCCCGGAGGAGGAGCCCCUCAAGGUGGCUGCAGAGGCGGGCGGAGAGGACCUCGGGUGGAACAUGGACGUGAUGAAGAAGCAGAGCAUCCUGUACAUGCCGCUGGAGAUGAUCCCCGCGCAAGCGCUGACGAUGGACACGGACCGACAGCUGCGCCACAUGGUGGCCAAGCUACCGGGGAGGCGGUGGCGCGGCGGGUCGAUCGACGCGCCCGGCCUCGGGAGGAGCAGGCACAGCCCCGCGUCUGACCACACCCAGGGCCCCAACACGUAG
Molecule: messenger RNA, 3354 nt
Organism: Pedinophyceae sp. YPF-701
Lineage: Eukaryota; Viridiplantae; Chlorophyta; Pedinophyceae
Source: the annotation of a GenBank genome assembly